CUGAGAUUGAGAGCAGAGGGAGUCCGCCGCCGUCACUACCAGGAGCAAAGCCAGGCCAGGCACCAUGAUCCGUGCUCGUAACAGCACCUGCUCGCCUGGGAUGUUGGUGAGAGCUAGCAAAACCCUGAGCCAGUACCAGGAGGAUUACCUGUGGCCCGUGUUGGUGGUGGAGUUCCUUGUGGCUGUGGGGGGCAAUGGCCUGGUGCUCUACCGCUUCAGUACCCAGGAGCAGCGCCCAUGGCAUCCGGCUAUCAUCUUCUCAGCCCAGCUGGCUGUCAGCGACCUGUUGUAUGCCUUCUCCCUGCCCCCCCUGGUUUUCUAUUUCUAUCCACCCAAACACUGGAGUUUCGGGGCAGCUGCCUGUCUGUUUGAGCGCUUCCUCUUCAACUGUAACCUUUACAGCAGCAUUUUCUUCAUCACUUGCAUAAGCCUCAACCGCUACCUGGGCAUUGUGCACCCUUUCUUUGCCCAUGGCCAUGUGCGACCCAAACAUGCCUGGGCCAUCAGCCUGGCUGGCUGGGGCCUCGUGGCUGCCCUGGCAGCACCUACCUUCAAGUUCUCCCACCUUGUUUCGCCCCAAAAUGUCACAGGGGCACACUGCCGCGUGAAUCAGCCUGAGGGCUGUACUAAAUGCCUGGGAACAGCUACAGAUGACAAUCUGCCAGACUACUGGGUCUAUAGCCUGGUGCUGGCAGUGCUGGGCUGCGGCCUGCCCUUCCUGCUCACUCUCCUGGCCUACAGUGCCAUUGCCCAGGCCAUCCUGACCAACCCCAAUAUAACAAGGCCAGAGAAACUCAAGGUAGGAGUGCUGGUGGGAGGCGGUAUAGUUCUCUAUGCCAUGUCCUACAUCCCAUACCAUAUCAUGCAUGUCCUUAACACCCAGGCCCGCCAGCACUGGCUGGAACACUGCAGCAGUUUCUCAGAUGAGUCCCAGGCUGUGGCUGCUCUGGACCUUGGUCUAUACCUGGGCUACCAGGCAAGCAGGGGGCUCGUGCCUCUGGCCAUGUGCUUCCACCCACUGCUCUAUACUGCUGUGGCCUCAAGCCUCCGAUGCUCAAGACUAUGUGGGGGACCCAAGGGUAGGGAAGUACCACUAAGGCAGGUGAGCCCCACUGAAUGACUACUAACAUGAUGCAAACCAGCAAACUAAAUGGGGGUUUGUUAGGACACUUUUAGCGAGCAAAGGUGGGGCGGGGGUGACAGGGCUGCAGGGUAAGAACCUGUAUUCCUAAGUCCUCUCCCUCAAACCACUGUGCCAGACCAAUGGAAGAAUUAACGGACCAGUUAGAAACUUCAAGUGACCUUUGAAUCUCCUGUUCCCUUGCAUCUUACACACUGGUCUCCCAGACCUGGCUCUCCUUUCCAGUCCAUCCUAGGCAGCUUGCCAACAUAGUGCUAUCUACUAUCAUUCCCCUGGUCAAAAACUUCAGUGGCUACUGCUUCUAAAAUAAGAUACAAACUCCUUAGGAAGGCUCCAAAACUUUCCUGCCCUUAAUUCCCCCUGCUCUCCAAGUAUUCCAUUUCCAACCAAGUUGGAUUGCCAAGGGUUCCGCCCCCAUUUGUUGGGCCUAGAACACUUGCUUAUUUGUGAAUCCAAAGCUUGUCUCCUUCAUGGCUCAGCUCAGGUGCCAGAUCCACCCAGUAAUCAACACCCAGUAUACCCCCCCUCCCUGCCCCAAGCUGAAAAUAUUCUCACUUUCCUUGAAUGUUUCUCUGCUUUGCCCAGAUCCUGCAUCAUGCUUUCCUGCACAUGUUGUAUUCCACCUCCCAAUCUAGAAGUCCCUGGAGGGUGGCAGCUGUCACCUCUUACCUUUGAAUCCUGCGCCACUAACAGUGUUGUAAAAAUAAUUAAGUCUGUGGUCAAAGACAAGGGGAAAGCUCACAUUUUUGCAAAAAUAUUUAUAACAGUACUUUUUGUAGUCACAAAGAACUAGCAAGAAAAUGGAUGCCCAUAAACUAGGGAAUGGAUGAACAAACUGCAGGGUGUGGAUAUUAUGAAAUCUGUAACAAGUGACGAAUAUGAAGAAUUCAGAGAAAUAUGGGAAGACUGUUUCCUCAGACCACAGAUGUAGAGCUGGCAGGGACGCGAGAGGUCUCAUCCUCCCUCCCCAACUUCUCCUUU
Molecule: messenger RNA, 2122 nt
Organism: Trichosurus vulpecula (common brushtail)
Lineage: Eukaryota; Metazoa; Chordata; Mammalia; Diprotodontia; Phalangeridae
Gene: P2RY11
Product: purinergic receptor P2Y11
Exons: 2
Coding region: 65-1120 (351 amino acids)
Biological process (GO): cellular response to ATP; calcium-mediated signaling; G protein-coupled receptor signaling pathway
Cellular component (GO): plasma membrane
Molecular function (GO): neurotransmitter receptor activity; G protein-coupled ATP receptor activity
Source: RefSeq, a predicted model, not a curated record